AUGACUCGAAAAACAAUAAUGCGUUACAUGAUACUAAGUUACGUACUUGUUUUUCGGGAUAUCAGUGAAAGAAUUCGUCGACGAUUUCCUACGUAUAAUCAUCUGGUGAGUUUCUUCUCUUUUCUAGAGGGGACAUCCAUGCUGCCCGCAGGUUUUCAUUUAGUAUGA
This is a messenger RNA of Haemonchus placei, 168 nucleotides long. The record is from the annotation of a GenBank genome assembly. Lineage: Eukaryota; Metazoa; Nematoda; Chromadorea; Rhabditida; Trichostrongylidae.